Molecule: messenger RNA, 1411 nt
Organism: Daldinia loculata
Lineage: Eukaryota; Fungi; Ascomycota; Sordariomycetes; Xylariales; Hypoxylaceae
Exons: 2
Coding region: 169-993 (274 amino acids)
Cellular component (GO): nucleus
Source: RefSeq, a predicted model, not a curated record
ACUAGAAAAUGAAUCUUUAAGAUGAACAUUCAAGAUGAACCUUUAAGGAUUUAAGUAUAACUGACGAAUCAAAUAAACUACUUUAUGAGUUUUCUAAAAGACACAUGCUACCUCUUAAUUCUUAUCUGCGCACCUAUACAUUAAAACAUCUAUAGAAUAACAAGUGGAAUGUCAUCCCGUUUCGUGUCGGGCGGCACCAUCGCCGGCGACGACGGUGAACCGCAGCAGUCCGCAUCCGUGCCACCUUCAAGCAAGACGCAGGAAGCGCCGGAAACACAGAAAUGGGACAAGGAAACCAUUAAGAGAAACGCCGAAUGGGAAGCCGUGCAACGCGACCUCGAAGCUGACCGCCGGAGACGCGAAGAGGCGCGUAGGGCACAGGUCGAGGGGGGUCUUGGUGGGGAGAAUAAGACCUUGUAUGACAUUUUACAAGCGAAUAAAGCGGCUAAGCAGGCUGCAUUCGAGGAGAAGACUCGUAUCAGCAAUCAGUUCCGCGCGCUGGACGACGAUGAGAUCGACUUUCUGGAAGGCAUGCGUGAUGAGCGACGCGUUGAGGAAGAGAGGGUCAAGCGUGAGACGGAGGAGAGGUUGGCUCGUUUCCGACAGGCGCAAAAGGCUACCGGGACUACUACUUCUUCGGGGGAUGCCGAAGACGGGGAUGCCGUGCAUGAAGGUAUCGAUGGUGAUGUCGGGGCAUGGACCGGCGGGGCAAAGAAGCGAAAGAGGCCGGAUAAGGAGGUGAAGACCAUUGUUAAGGGUGUGAAAAGGAGAGCUAGUGGGUCGGAGAAGGAAGUUGAACGAGCUGCCGCACCGGAUACGAGGCCGGAAGGGCUGAAGGCAAAGUCGGAAUCAAAGCCUAUACCGAAUGUCAGGGCAAACUCUGACCCGAAGUCUUCGAAACCCAUAGAGGAGAAAAUGGUGCAGGAGGAGCCAAAACCUAAACCGAAGCUUGGCCUGGUGGAUUAUGGCUCCGACGAGGAUGACGAUGAUUAACGCACCUCGACUGAAGCUUCAUGCUACUAAUUCAUAAUGGCUAUUCACUUACCGCCGCCAUAAUCCCUGCUACUCGAGCCUUGACACAGGUUGAGACCUAAUAUCAAUUGGGAACUAAAGAGAUAUCUGACGAGAUAUAUGUACGAUGGGUGAACUCAACGUCUGGUAUGAGAAUCAACGAACUAAUCGAGAGACUGAUAAUUGAGACCUACGACUAUGGUGGGUAAUAUAUACUACAAAGACCAGACCUGUCAUCCAAGGUGUUCGACUACUAUGCUCUAAUAUGAAGAGUCAACCCACCAACUCUACAAACUACUCUUGUUAUAGCGGAUACAAAGAGCAAUGCCACAUAUCACAUAUACAAUGUACGAAUAAGACAAUAAUUAGCUGAGAAAUAGUGCUCCAGAGUUGUGAAUUU